AUGAAGUACAACUACCACAUAACUACGCCUUUGUACACCAGGGCGUCUCAGUAUACGCCGAGUUAUCACUCUGCGAGCCACUACACCCCUUCAUAUUACACACCAAGCUUGACCACAUCUUCGUACACCUCUUUGACGAAGUAUUCACCAACACAAUACAGCGCAUCGCAUUAUAUACCGCCCAGCUACUCCUCCAGCUACAAGUCUGCUUCCACCUAUGUCCCUUCCUAUGCAACCAAGACUUUGCGGUAUACAUCGUCGCGGCGUGCCCAAGUUCAAGAGAAGCCCGAAGCACCAGUUAUUGUACCAGAGACGCCGACAAAACGGACAGUGCAUUUUCCAAACGACAUCAUCUUCCAGGAUAUUGUACGGAGAGGAGACAUGGAGCAAAUUGGAAGGUUCAUGAGAGCAAAGAAGGUCCGUGUAGAUACUCUGUUCCACUCAGGAAUGGCAGCACUGCACGAGGCGGUGCUGACAGGAAACCUUGAUGUGGUGAAACUGCUGGUGAAGUAUGGAGCUGAUGUGCACCAAAGAGACGAAGAUGGUUGGACACCUCUGCAUAUGGCAUGCAGUGACGGUUAUCCGGCUAUUGCCAGGUAUCUGUUGGCAAUGGGGGCCAGCACAGAGGCAGAGAAUGAAAGCGGGGAGAAGCCGGCUGAUCUUAUUGACCCGGAGUGCAAAGAGCUGGCACAACUGUUUGAAACAGGUAAGAAAGGCUUCAGUAACAGGCGGGCAAGGAGGGAAAACCUGCGGAUCGAGGACUUCAACUGUUCACUUCUUAUUCACCACAUCCAUCCGCCAUAA
Messenger RNA from Knipowitschia caucasica, 804 nucleotides. The record is from the annotation of a GenBank genome assembly. Lineage: Eukaryota; Metazoa; Chordata; Actinopteri; Gobiiformes; Gobiidae.